GUGAACAAGACGUGUGGAUCACGUUGCCCAUAGAUGAGACUGAUUGAGAUACACAUGAAAACAUACGCGUUUGUACGGAGACCUUUAUUUCCUACUGAUUACAAUUAUCUUUAAGGUGAGAACAAAACCGAGUCUCGCACGGGAAGAUGUCAGUCACAUCACAGGACCGAAGAAGCCGGUGGCAGGACAUUGAAGAGGGACUGAAGUUUAUUCAGUCCACCUUGCCUUUUCAUGGCACUCAGGAGCAGUACGAGGAAUUCAUUAAGGCUCUUGUGAGAAAUCUGUUCGCCGAGGGAAAUGACGUGUUCCUUGAAGGCGAAUGGGCGAAAUCUGUUGAAUUACACACAGAGGCCUUAAACAUAGCGGAGUAUGCAGAAUCGGAGGAUAUCGGCACCUCUCAAGAGAUAAAGGAGAAGCUUCACGCUAACCGUGCCGCAUCCUACUUAAACAUUGGGCUGCAUGAUCAAGCCCUGGAAGACUGUGAAAAAGCUCUUCAGCUGAACGAAGGCAACUACAGAGCACUUUACCGGAAAGCUCGGUGUCUGAAAGAACUGGGAAAACAUCAGGCGGCGUAUGACGCUGUGGCUAAAUGCUCGAUGGCAGUGCCUCAGGAUGCUCACGUGAUUGAAAUGACACAGGAGCUCGCCAAAAUGUUGGGCCUGAAAAUCCGUAAGCCUUAUGUGAGAAGCAAGCCUGCCUUGAAUGUUUUGCCUGGCACAAGUCUAUCAGGAGCUGGAAAUGAUAAGCAUUCUCAAAGCUCUGCCUCUGUGGAAUAUAUUGAAAUGGAACUGGGCUCGUCUGUACAGGGUUUGGAAGGCUCAGUCAGCAUGCCGGUGUGUUCUACUGUAAAUGAGAAUAUUGAGGUAGAGUCUCAGCCUAUGGUCGGCGUAAUCUCACCACAGAUCAUUCCAGUUGAAUCCUAUAACCCAGAGCCUGUUCCAUUGCCCAUGCACAUGCCCCUGGUUAAUGGAACCAGACACACUGACUCUUACACAACAGAGACCCGUUUGGACUAUGAUACAGAUAUUAUUGGGGAUGAUCUGGAUGAGCUGUUGGACAGAGCAAGUCCUCCCGAGCCUUCUUUGGAUAUUCCCACAGUAGAUGGACCUAUUCCUUUACCCACCAGUAUUGCUGUCAGUAGUUCCCUGCAAAAUCCUCUCCUCAUGCCCUCCCAUCUGAGUAACCCGUUUAUGACCGUAAAUUUGCCCGCCCCCUACCACAAAACAAUUUCAUCUUAUUCUUUUGGUCUGGACACAUUUUCCUCACCGUUGGAUUCGUUGGAUAAUUUGUCAAUUUCAGAGUCUCAAACAGGGCCAGAUAAAGGUUUUAGCCAGCAUCAUUUCAUGUCGCUGGCCAACAGUGACAUGUCCGUGUCAAGCAUUCCACCCAUCGGGAUGGGUUUCAGCACAUCCGACGGGCCGUACGCACAGCAUUAUCCCCCGCAGCUGGAUCUUGCCAAGAACCCACUUGCUGAUAGCCACGAUUUCAAACAAGCAUGUACUUCAUGCUACAUUAAAACUGGACCUGGAGUACUGGAUUACAGCUACCAUCCAGAGGACCACAAAUGCAAAAAAGAUUUGCUGCUGGGGAGACGUAAGCAUGAUGAGCUCCCAACGUGGAAGCUUAUUCGCCCGAGACCCAAAAACCAGUACAUGGGUCCUUUUUAUGUUUGCAAAGAUGUAGCAAUUGGGGAAGAAUGCAAAUAUCUUGGACACUGUACCUUUGCUUACUGCCAAGAGGAAAUUGAUGUUUGGACGCUGGAACGCAAAGGCUUCAUUUGUAGAGACAAUCUGUGCGAUCCACAUGGACCUAGACCUAAAAUCAAUUUGACCGUUCCAAAAAUCCUACAGGAGCACCAUGGGAUAUUUAUGUUCCUCUGUGAGGUUUGCUUUGAUCACAAACCCAGAAUAAUCAGCAAAACCAAUAAGGACAACCCCGGUCUAUGCUCGCACCCUGUGACAAAGCAUGCAUUUGAGGAAAAGAAGUGCCUUGUGCAUAUUUUGAAGGAUAAAACCGUUAAGUACUCCAAAAUUCGUCCCUACCACAUUGCAGGCCAAAUGGAUUUGUGUAGGCACGAGGUACGUUACGGCUGCCAGCGUGAGGAUUCCUGCUUUUACGCCCACAGCCUCAUCGAGCUUAAAGUGUGGAUGAUGCAGAGUGAACAAGGCAUCUCGCAUGAAAAUAUUGUUCUGGAGUCCCAGAAAUAUUGGAAUAUGAACGCUGCUCCUCAGGAGCUCCCUGCAACCCUGCGCAGAUUUGGCCCGCCCAACCUAAAGAUGCAGUUUGUAUGCGGUCAGUGUUGGAGAAACGGCCAAGUCAUCGAGCCAGACAAAAACAAGAAGUAUUGCAGUGCCAAGGCGAGGCAUCCUUGGUCUAAAGAGAGACGGGUGGUGCUGAUUAGCUCAGUUGAACGGAAGAAGUGGACCACAGUUCGAUCUCUCCCAACAAAAAAGCCUGUUCCUCUGCAGUUUGAAAUUUGCAUGCAUGUGGCAGCUGGUAAAAAAUGUCAGUACAUUGGUAACUGCACAUUUGCGCACAGCACAGAGGAGAGAGAUUUGUGGACCUUCAUGAAGGAGAACAAUAUUUCAGACAUGGAACAGCUGUAUGAGAUGUGGCUACAGUCUCAGAGGCCAGGCUGGAGUGAGGAGACCUUCAACAGUUCUCUGAGGGAGAAUGGCAAACAGAUUCACAUGCCCACAGAUUAUGCUGAGGAAGUGGCUGGAAACCAUUGUUGGUUGUGUGGGAAAAACUGCAACAGCGACAAGCAGUGGCAACAGCACAUCACCUCCGAGAAGCAUAAAGAGCGGGUGUUCAACUCUGAAGAUGAUCAGAGCUGCUGGCAGUAUCGCUUCCCCACUGGCACUUUCAAAGUCUGCGAGCGGUUCCUUAAGGUCACCUGCACGGAGGGGGAACUCUGUAAGCUGGCACAUGGAGAGGAGGAGUUGAAAGAAUGGAGGGACAGACGGGAAUUUCUUUUGAUGAAACUUGCCAAAGCCCGUAAAGAUCACUUAAUAGCACCAAAUGAUGAUGACUUUGGCAAAUAUAGUUUUCUGCUUAAAGAUAUUAUGUAAUGUUUUAAUUAAUUUGACAGUUAACGCGAGGUGUUCUGGAAGUAAAAUGUCUUGGGUUCAGUAUUGAAUCGGGCGAGCAUGGUGUAGCUCUCCGUGGUGGAUGAGACGAUGCUCCUAGAUUUUCGUGAAAGCACAGAGCUGGCCUUGUGUUCUGAGUAAUCACGGCUUUGUUGCUUUUAUCACCGGUUACAGUCAAUGCACCUUCGCCUUUUUAUGUUUCUGUUCUUAACUAGCACACAGAGGAUCACCUUUCAGGGACUGGAAUUCGGAUUUUGUUAUGGAGACCUCAAGCGGUAGGUAUGACAGGAGGUGUAUUAAGAGGCAUGUUGAGAAACUCCUGAGAUUCCCAUGGAAUGUUUACGCCACAGAAUGCUGUCUCCGCUUGUUUGUUCUUUUUUUAUUUUCUAUUUGGCCCUGUAUCUCUGUUCUUUAAAUGAGUAGGUUGUAUGAGUGUUGUUUGUUGGUUUUAUACGGACCAACGUAAACACAACGUUUUUUUCUCAUCUGUUGUUUCUGAGAGAAAAAUUGUAUUAGAGAAAAGAUACCAUCUGUGUGUAUUAAUAAAGGAUUUAAAGAGUGAAGGUUUAUGUCAAGAACCGUUUUGACCACAAAAGGGAUGUUGGAAAAGCGAUUACCUGCUAACUGCACUUCUGUGAUGAUAAUAAAUGCAUUCUGC
Molecule: messenger RNA, 3747 nt
Organism: Triplophysa rosa
Lineage: Eukaryota; Metazoa; Chordata; Actinopteri; Cypriniformes; Nemacheilidae
Gene: zc3h7a
Product: zinc finger CCCH-type containing 7A
Exons: 23
Coding region: 147-3071 (974 amino acids)
Biological process (GO): miRNA processing
Molecular function (GO): miRNA binding; protein binding; metal ion binding
Source: RefSeq, a predicted model, not a curated record